CGAGGUUUGUGAACAGUGCCAAGCGAGCCAUCGAAGCCAUAGACACUGCAAUGGGUGGAUGUGUGGGAAGCUGACGCAAAUGAAGCAUUUCCUGUGUUAAACAUCAACAUCUUUCAAGACUUCUGUACGUACCAAUCCUGCUCAAUGGGCGCCCCCUAUUCCGAGCAGCUGGGUUUAAAUCCUGACGAAAAAUCCGAUAACGGGAUCUACAUAAACACAGUACCGUUCGAUGAGCCUCAACAUGAACGCCCGGAUUGGCUGCUGGAAGUUGUUUUUAUUCACGAAAUCCUUCACGGUGUUUUUGAUAUACGGCAUGAACAUACGAGGGCAGAUCGCGAUCAGUACAUGAAGCUGUUUUCCUCCAAUCUGAUGUGCAAUAACCCGAUGGAUCCCAACAAUAAUCUCCAUUACUUCGAGAAAAACGACCCAACCGCACCACAUUUCUCAUCGGAUAUGAAAAUGCCUUAUGAUCCUCGCAGUAUCAUGCAUUCGGGCUUUGACGAUUAUUCCAGAAGGGUUGAUGGUACCCCUCUUACCACAGUCCAGCUACAACCCGGAAUGCCGCUCUUUUGGGUCGCCGGACCCAUCCGGGAAACUCCACGCUUACGAUUUUUUGAUGUGGAAAAGAUGCGCACGCGUUAUAAGUGUCCCAGACAGAAUCGUGAGCUUCUCAAAGAGACCCGGGAAACUUAUUUUCUUUUCAAGUGGAUAGUGGACUGCGAAGGCGACCCGUACCAACUGGAAAACUACCUCAGCCCUGCCGAGCUUACCAACCGCAACAUGAUUGAGAAAUGUGCCCGACUUGCCGAAAACUACGGAGUGCUGGCGACGCUAAAUCUGACCGGAAAAAGCUGCAACGUGCAUGACAGUCUCGCUAACUGCCAGUAUAAGCCUCACUCGUCCGGUGAUGUCGCCAUAAUUGGGCGUAGCAACCGCCUCCUACGAACCUUUGACAAGAAGGUAAUUGUGCAGGCUGGGUCGAAGCCGGUCAGUCAGAUCUCCGGUGCCCUUCUGCGAGACCUCUUGAGUGGUGAGUGUCAAGCCCUUUGCCAACUUAUGCCGGGAAUUUGUGUAGCAGCUACGGAGAUAAACAAGGGAAACACCCAUCAGUGUCAGCUGUACUCCCAGUGGCCGACCCGCUUCACCAACACGAUGGAUCCCGCCGUGACGACAUACGUCGUGGAAGACUGGGAUCGGAUGCCUAUAGAUGACUAUAAUUCGUUGGCUUAACAAAACGUCCAAUUAUUUUAACGAACUCAUGAUAGCUAGAGUAGAUUCGGAUUCGUGCCAAAUUUAUCACUACUUUCAGACUCGAAACUGUCAUAACGAUAAGGUUAUUUAGUGGUCAUUUAAAUACACGAAUAGAUUUGAUUUC
Messenger RNA from Paramacrobiotus metropolitanus, 1375 nucleotides. RefSeq lists its product as uncharacterized. The transcript is spliced from 4 exons. The coding region runs from base 145 to 1230 and encodes 361 amino acids. NCBI's taxonomy places the organism in Eukaryota, Metazoa, Tardigrada, Eutardigrada, Parachela, Macrobiotidae. The record is from RefSeq and is a predicted model, not a curated record. Gene Ontology annotation, biological process: proteolysis. Gene Ontology annotation, molecular function: metalloendopeptidase activity.